Hyaloscypha bicolor E is the source of this 2285-nucleotide messenger RNA. RefSeq lists its product as uncharacterized. Bases 1 to 2229 code for a protein of 742 amino acids. The transcript is spliced from 3 exons. The record is from RefSeq and is a predicted model, not a curated record. NCBI's taxonomy places the organism in Eukaryota, Fungi, Ascomycota, Leotiomycetes, Helotiales, Hyaloscyphaceae.
AUGUCUGCAGCUUGCUGGGCUUUGAUUGUGCGCCGGGAGCUCUUGGUUACCUUAAACAGGUUUCCACACUACGGCGAAGCCUCGGUCAAUCGGUUUCAUCGAUUACAGGAGCCGGAGAACAUAUGCGGUAGAUUCAGUACUCCAAGGAUGCCAAAGCGAGCUGCACAGGCUGUGCCAACCUCCACAGCAUCACCGAAUGGGAUUUCAGAGAGCAAGCUGCCUCGAAAUGGGUCACCUCCGCUCCCAAAUCAGAGAACCCUCUUGGAGAAAGCUCAAGCACUGGCAUGGAAAUGUAUCCAUCCAUGGAGAACUUUCCAGAGCCACAAAGACAAACGAAAAAGAAUCAAGAAGCCCCCGGAAAAGAAGCCACCAUUUAAUCUGAGUCUUUGGGGGCUGCUAAUUCUGCUCAUCUUCGAAGUCCUCAUACUCACCGCCCUCGCGGUCCUCUGGGUUCUUACUACGAAGUACAACGGAUUCGUUGAUGUUCCCGAUACCCCAGCAUCAAUAACAGCCUCCAAAAACAUCCACGAAAGACUCCUAUGGAUUUAUUCUCUUCUUUGGACUUCCGUCCCCGCAUUCAUCGUAACAAUGUGUGGAGCGCUUUUUGCAACCACCCUCCGUGCACUGCAGGAUUCUCGGCCAACCAUCGAACUGAGAAGAGCGUCGGAUUCAGGCUCGAAAACUUUUUCAUAUGGCCCCAGAAAAGCUGGGUUUUUAUUGCCAUUCAGGAGAAAAGCUCCAAGUCAUCAAAUAGGGGAGAAAGCGAAGGCAAAGCACACUGUUUUGCUUGACUACGGACGUGACUGGUUUCCGUUUGUCGAUUCAUACCAUGCGUUUCAAAACAAACAUUUCCUCAUCAGCGCGUGCACGAUAGUAAAGUGGUUCUUUGUCGCAAUUGGCCCAUUGGCAGCAGCUAUCAUUUCCAUCGGAAAUGUUCCUUCUUCCAAAGGCAUUGCGGUAACAACCAAUUCCUUUUUCGAUGACAAUAAGAACGUGUCAUCCAGCCGGCUCGCUCUCCAGUCUACCUCGGCCAUCCUGCUCAAUAACGCAAGCUCACAUCCCUGGUCCACGGAUAUGUAUUCUGUUGUGCCCUUCUUCGCAAAUUCCGAAACUCCUGGAAAUCUGUCAGCCGACACCAGGACGUUUUCUGGGACGUUAGACUGCGUCCCUAUUAGCGUUGAGACUCUCCAAAGUGCAGGCAACCUCACUCUGGUCGAUCAAGUUGUUCCUACCUUUAAUUUCGUGGAUCGAGGGUGUCCAGGAAGCACAUUCCUUACGGUAGCCCAAGAUACACCUGUGUACGCGAACACUUUCUAUCUAGAUUGCCCGUACGAAGCUGUACCCAUGAGGCUGGUGCUCCUCACCGGGGUUUACGAAAAUACUUCCAGGUAUCUUCUCGGCAACGUUUCCCUCAUAUCAUGUAUACCGUACUUUUGGAAAUCUAUUUCCCGCGUCACUGUACUAUCCGCUGCCAAUUCACUAGAAAAACCCGGACAGAUUUUGAACAUAGUUGAAGAUAAGUCUUCCGUCAAACAAUGGCUGCCAUCUUUGUGGAGCAGAUGGAUGCCCGAAAUUACCGAAUAUCGGGUUCAAGACCCUCGACUCCUAAUGGAUGCGGAUGAUUUUGGAUUCAUAACAUAUAACUACGCAAUGAAUUCAAGCGGAACGAUCGACUUCGCUCAAGCAAUGAAUAUUACCUUCAGCGUCCUUUUCGCUACUUUCUCCACGUUGGAAGCUUACUCUCCUUUACCGGAGAGUUUCGCUUCCAAUGGAACACUUUCGCGACCUGGGAACAGACUUUUCGUUGUCUUCUUGCCAGCAACGAUCGUCACCUUCGUCAUGGCACUCUCUUUUGUGGUUACUAUAUGGAUUUCAUUUUAUGCCUACAAGCACAGAGUUAUUCUCAAAGAGCAUGUGGGUCUGAUCUUAGGGCACGCACUCUUGUUGGAAGGAAACGACGGGGUCGGCAGUUUUGUCGACGCAGUCAGGGCAGACUUACGAAGACAAGCAGAGGUGGCUAUCAGAGCACCGGAUAAUAAGACAAUCAAGAAAAUUGGGGAAGCUUCCAGUGAUGUGACUGUGAAUCUCCAGAUGGAAAAUAUGAUAAGACAUGGAGAUCUCGUCCAGUACGCGGAGGACUUUGGAAAUUUGAAGGACUGGGACUGCUGGGUAGACGACGAUGGAAAGCUUUGGAUGCGAGAGCCUGCGCCAACAGACAAUUCCACUUAAGCAAAGCCCCGGAAGCGUAUGCUCGGGCAGAUUAUUAGAAAUAAUGCAACACUUUC